CAUAGUGAGAAAAUGAAAACAUGUGUGACGUUUACAUUCAGAGGGAAACUUAUUUUUAUUGAAUUAUAGGAAUGCUGUGGAAGUCUUCUAAAUGCAGGUUACAAUGAGAACUUUAAUCAGAAGCUGGGUUUUUGGACUGUCUAGGCAACUCUCACUGAAAAGGAAAAAUCCUGUCUUAAGUCUAAUUGCGGGUGUUCUUGUUGGUUUUUUCCUAACGUUGUAUUUUCACAAUGCCCUUCUCCCAAAAGGAACCACAUUUUCAUGCUUUAUUCAUAAACAAGGAAACUUGGUGGUGUACAAGCGAGCCCCACCUGUAGAUCUAACUACUUUGACGGAGGAUAAGCGAUUACUUUUCGUAGGAGUGAUGACAGCAGAAAAGUUUCUUGACUCAAGAGCAGUAGCUGUUUAUGAGACUUGGGGCAAAACAAUCCCAGGAAAAAUUGUAUUUUUUUCUAGCAGUAAUUCGAAGGCAUCAUCACAGCUUCCAUUGGUGACGUUACCAGGAGUUGAUGACUCUUACCCUCCACAGAAGAAAUCUUUUCUCAUGCUUAAGUACAUGCAUGACCACUUUCUAGAUAAAUUUGAAUGGUUCAUGCGGGCAGAUGAUGAUGUUUAUGUUCGGACAGACAAGCUUGAAAAAUUUUUACGGUCUAUCAACAGUAGUAAAGCUCAGUUCAUUGGUCAGGCUGGACUUGGGAAUAAAGAAGAAUUUGGACAACUGAGCCUUGAUGACGGUGAAAACUUUUGUAUGGGUGGUCCUGGAAUGUUAAUGAGUAGGGAGACGCUACGACUUUUGGCACCUCAUAUACGUUAUUGUCUUAAACACCUAUAUUCUACACACGAAGAUGUUGAAGUUGGAAGGUGUAUACGCAGAUUUGUCGGUAUACCUUGUACCUGGUCUUAUGAGAUGCAGAAUAUUUUCUACCAGAAUUUUGCCGGAGAAGAAACUUUCAUGGGUCGACUGAAAAUGAAAGAAGUCCAUAGAGCCAUUACACUCCAUCCUAUCAAACAACCUGCAUACUUAUAUCGACUUCACAGCUAUUUCCUUCAUUUACAGUCGCAGGAGCUGCGGUAUCGGACCUUACUUCUUCACAGAGAUAUCUUGAACAUGAAUAUGUUAUUGGAAACAAAUGAUUCUUUAACUCUGAAUGACACCGGCUUUUGUCAUACCAAGCAGCUGGGAGUGAAUCCCCAUCUAAAUAGAUAUCAUCCAAAAAGUCGUGAAGAUAUAUUGGUUUGGGAUUUCUUCAGUAAGCACAUGUAUUCUGCCAAUAAUCCUAACCCAAAGAGACGGAUCGAAGCCUACACACAGACAGCUAUAAAUGACACUGUAAUGGAAAUGAUGGAAAUGAUUAAUAAGUUUUCAAAACAGCGUGGAAGAGUCAUUGAGUUUCAAGAUAUCCUGUAUGGCUAUCAAAGAGUGAACCCACUUUAUGGAGUAGACUACAUUCUUGAUCUAAUGAUGAAAUACAAGAAAUACAGGGGAAGAAAGAUGACUGUCCCAGUGCGUCGUCAUGCAUAUUUACAACAAACAUUUUCUCAGCCUGAAAUAAGAGAAAUUGCUUCAUUGUACAUUACAGAUGAAAUGAGGAAUGAGGAUCCUUCAGAAUCUGAUAUUUCUAGUACCAACUUACUAAACAAAGUUACAGAAAUCAAUUUUAUUCUUCCAUUAGCUGGUAGAACUCCAAUAUUUCAGAGAUUUUUAUCAAAUUUUGAAGAGGUUUGUUUGCAGAACAGAGAAAGAGUAACAUUGGCAGUUGUGCUGUUUAGUAUGAGUGACGGUGACAGUGUUGACGCUAAGACAGCCUUACAGGGAUUACAGAUACGAUAUCCAAAAUACUCAUUGAGGCUCUUAGAAUCUAGUGGUUCGUUCUCACGGGCAAUGGCUCUUGAGAUUGGUGCUAAACUUUUUCCUUCAGAUGCUCUUCUUUUUAUUGAUGUGGAUAUGUUUUUUGAUAGAAACGUUUUAAAGCGUGUUCGUUUAAACACAGUCCAGGGAAAACAAGUGUACUUUCCUAUAGUAUUCAGUCAGUAUAGUCCACAGUUUGUACCAAAGGAUUCUAAACCAAGUUUCAUUCAUGACGAAACGGGUUACUGGCGACAGUUUGGGUAUGGGAUAGUAAGCUUGUAUAAUAGUGAUCUUUAUGCUGUUGGAGGGCUGGAUACAACAAUUCAUGGUUGGGGCAAGGAAGAUGUUGAUUUGUAUUCUAAAGUGGUACACAGUAACAUCUCUGUCUUUCGAGCAGCUGACCCAGGGCUUAUUCACAUUUUUCAUGACAUACAAUGCGAUUCUCAACUGCAAGUAACACAAUUCCAGAUGUGUAUUGGUAGCAAGUUAUCAAGUUUAGGUUCCCAGGGAAGCUUGGCUCAAAAAAUAUUCAACAAUCCAGAACAAUUCCUAGACUAAUCCUGAUAGUCAAGAUUCUCGUGGCCUGUCAAAGAAAGUAUCUCAUUCUUAAUGUUUGAAAUUUUCUUUGUAUUAUAUAACACAUCAUUUUAGUUUAUUAUUGUUUUUACGUAUGUAUCUGUUUAUGGUCAGUAAUGAAAGUUUAUAAUGUUUUAUUUACCUUUAUAUAUAUAUUGUAUUUAUUUACACUUUUGCUUUAAUUUAGGCAGCAGUGUAGCAAGAAAUGAGAUAUUUAAUGAUUUUUUGUUCCUAAAAUUUUUAGCAAUAGUAUAUCAAGUCUUUUUCCAGUAUACUAGCGAUCAGUUUUCUUCAACAUCAUACACUAUUUUUGGAUCUCUCUCUUAUCAUUGUUGGAGUGCUUGAUGUUUGUAAUUCUUGUGUCAGUAUAUUUUUGUACAACUUGAUGUAUUUUAUAUAAGAAUAAAAUUUGUAUAA
Molecule: messenger RNA, 2842 nt
Organism: Limulus polyphemus (Atlantic horseshoe crab)
Lineage: Eukaryota; Metazoa; Arthropoda; Merostomata; Xiphosura; Limulidae
Gene: Chsy
Product: chondroitin sulfate synthase 1-like
Cellular component (GO): Golgi cisterna membrane
Molecular function (GO): glucuronosyl-N-acetylgalactosaminyl-proteoglycan 4-beta-N-acetylgalactosaminyltransferase activity
Source: RefSeq, a predicted model, not a curated record